UUGCACUCCUACAAGUUCAAGAACUCCAUCGAGAGGCGGUUCUCCAGGUCGCAGGACACGGAGGCGAAGGAGCCGCAAGCGCGCGCACCGCAAGCCAAGCUAUAUUCGCACAAGCGGCGCCGCGCCGCGCGCCCUGCCGCCUCCACCUCCGCCUCCGCCUCCACCGAGGAUGCGCAGGACACCUCGCCGCAGACCGCUACUCAGCACAUGCAACUUGUACGUAAGUUGGUUUAUUCGCAGGACACGUCGAGCGAUUCACAUCACCAUCAAUAUGACCAGUAUGAAAAACCUCCACCGACGCAGUACGUUCCAGUUUUCGCGCUCAACGCACUUGGCAAGUACUACGUGCCGCUGAGCGUGGAGUAUGCGUGCGUGUCGCGGCAGAUGCACGCGUGCGACGCGCUGGACGCGCGCGCACCGCUCGCAGCGUUGCACCCCGUCACCAUCCACGUCAACUUCACGCCCUGCCUCAACUAUCACGUUAAGCGCGAGCCCGACCGCGACUGUCGUCCCGUCUAG
Molecule: messenger RNA, 519 nt
Organism: Parnassius apollo (apollo)
Lineage: Eukaryota; Metazoa; Arthropoda; Insecta; Lepidoptera; Papilionidae
Source: the annotation of a GenBank genome assembly